AUGAACCGGUCAGGGAGGGUGCUGCACGGAACCCGCAGUGAGCCCGAGGGGCUGAAGGGCCUCGCACCCCAGCACGCCAGAGCUGCUGCCGUGAGCAAGAUCACGGGGCAGGAGCUGUGGCACAGGCCCCAUUAUAAAUCGAACGCCCAGAAUGAGGAGUCAACAGAUAAGCAGCACAGGUCUGAAGAAGACUCUGUCAUCCCCAUGAUUGUGGAUGACCAGUAUGAGGCCAGCUUAGAAAGGCAGUGGGCAACCCUUGAAAGGGAAAGAGGAGCCAGACCUCUCCAAGACCUAGGUCCCACGGAAGUCACUGAAUUAACCCCUGUGAAUCUUAACACGAGAGAGAAACGCUAUAUAUGCGCCGAGUGUGGGAAAAGCUUUAGCAACAGCUCAAAUCUUACUAAACACCGGAGAACACACACUGGGGAGAAGCCUUACGUGUGCACCAAAUGUGGGAGAGCUUUCAGCCACAGCUCAAACCUCACCCUUCAUUACAGAACCCACAUGGUGGACCGCCCCUACGACUGCGGCAAGUGUGGGAAAGCCUUCAGUCAGAGCUCCGAUCUCCUCAAACAUCAGAGAAGCCACACUGGAGAGGCACCGUAUCAGUGUAAAGAUUGUGGGAAAUCUUUCAGCGGUAAAGCCAGCCUCGUUCGUCAUUAUCGAACACACACCGGGGAAAAGCCUUAUCAGUGUAAGGAAUGUGGGAAGCGCUUUAGUCAGCACGCAGGGCUCAGUUCACAUCAGAGACUCCACACUGGCGAGAAGCCCUAUAAGUGUAGGGAAUGUGGUAGGGCCUUCAACCACAGCUCAAAUUUUAAUAAACACCAUAGAAUCCAUACUGGGGAAAAGCCCUAUUGGUGUAAUAAUUGUGGGAAAGCCUUCUGUAGUAAGUCUAAUCUUUCCAAACAUCAGAGAGUCCACACCGGAGAGGGGGAAAUACUAUAACUGUCUAGUAUACACCUUUUUACAUUUUAUUUUUAGAAUAUAAAUGCAAAGAAGAAACCUAGUCAUUACAAUAUAAACUGUGUUGGUGGCUUUUGCCUCCUCUCAGCAUCAAGGAGUCCCUGAGGAACCAGGGCCUCAGUGAGCGCCUUGCUCGCAUUUUGAAAACUCACCAUACCUCAGGUCCCAGGAAACCAUACUGGCCAGGCCUUUUGUAUAGCUGAACUGUUGCAUCCAAAGUGGUGGUGUCACCAGUUAGUGUCAUCUGGUGCAGUCAUUUAUGGUUUCACACCCAGGCGCACAGAGUGAGCAGAGCCAGCCAGCCAACCACACCCUGAAGGGUGAGAUGGGAAGGUUGGUGAUGAGGACUUAACCAAGCUGGGUGAUAGGUGAUACCAACCCUAGUGAUGCCACUGCCUUGGCGUCCCCUGCCCCUGUAGUGCUGGUCCAUCUGCCGCCGGAGUCAUUUGAUAUCACACUGACAGUGUUGGCUGCAGUAUACACCACCUUCCCCUGCUAGUGAUGCCACUGUGCCAAAUAUAAUUAAAGGAGAAACAUUGUGACUAAUAAUUGUAACCCUUGGAAUAGGUUUAGUGAAUUCAGAUGUUUAAAGAACGGAGUCACUUCCGACAAUUUAAUAGAUUCAGAAUAAGCUUAUAAUAUCUCGUAAUGCCUCAAGACCAGUAAAAUAAACAAUGUGUUGAACCAUUAUAAA
This is a messenger RNA of Echinops telfairi (small Madagascar hedgehog), 1660 nucleotides long. It is a transcript of the gene ZSCAN21, whose product is annotated as zinc finger and SCAN domain containing 21. Gene Ontology annotation, cellular component: nucleus. The transcript is spliced from 2 exons. Bases 1 to 948 code for a protein of 315 amino acids. Lineage: Eukaryota; Metazoa; Chordata; Mammalia; Afrosoricida; Tenrecidae. Gene Ontology annotation, molecular function: DNA-binding transcription factor activity, RNA polymerase II-specific; RNA polymerase II cis-regulatory region sequence-specific DNA binding. The record is from RefSeq and is a predicted model, not a curated record. Gene Ontology annotation, biological process: regulation of transcription by RNA polymerase II.